AUGAACAACUCGGAGCAGCUUUCAUUCAUCUUCAGCUGUAAUGUCAGCCCAAGUGAGACGCCAAAGCUUGACAUCAGUGUUACCAAAAGUGAGCCACUGACGAUCGCUGUCCCUAUGACCAUCUUCUAUAGCAUCGUCUUCUUCUUUGGAGUCCUAUUCAAUGGUGUGAGCAUUCUGACUCUCCUUAUGGAUGUUCAUAUGAGAGUCAGUGCCAUUCGUUUCUAUCUACUCAGCCUCGUUAUAUCAGACAUUCUGCAGCUGUUGACCAUCCCCGUGACUUUAUAUCGGUAUUACUGGGAGAGCUAUCCAUGGCGCCUUGGCCAGGCAGUGUGCAAGGUGUACUUCAUGGUCCGCCAAAUAUACUGUGCAACCACAAGCUGGGUUAUUGUGACCUUCACCAUCGAGCGUUACACAGCAAUCUGCCACACCAUGUGGUCUCUCUCCAGUCUGAAGAAGUCUCGACUGCCAUGCCUUCUUGCCGUAUGGAUUGUUUCUCUGGUCUCAGCAGUGCCGUUUGCUCUGGUCUAUGACCAGGCUCGGGCCUGCAUUCUGGACUACACUGCAACAACACAGGAGGACGCCUUUAAGGUAUCCACCAUGUGUGAAAUGACAGAACCUGCCCCUGCACACAUCUAUAAGGGAGCCUUGCUUCUGAGAGCGACGUUCUUCUUUCUGGUCCCACUGGUUUCCAUCUUUACCCUGUAUAUGCUCAUUCUGCUCCACCUAAAGAGGAAUGGCCGUCAGAGGAGGAACAUGGGACUUAUGAGACCGGUUCUAGAGGGAAGACAAGAUAUCCGCUGCCAUCAGAAUGGAAAGUUACUUCUGAAUGAGAAACGAGCUCUGAGACUCAUGGGUGCAGUCGUAGUGGCCUUUUUUCUGUUAAAUUUUCCAGAUAUUGCCUCCUCACUGAUGCAGAUGUACGUGGUGGUGUGGUCCGACACGGUCCUGUCUGUCUACACUGUUCUGAAAUCCUAUUUGUCACUUCCACUGUGGUACAUCAAUGGUGCUCUGGACCCGUUGCUCUUCUGUAUCUCUUCCCACACGUUUCGCCGGGCGUGCUGGAGAACUUUGGGCAGGCUUAGACCUCGCUGUUCCUUGAAGUACCAAGGCCAGACUUGGCUGAGGACGUGA
Nematolebias whitei (Rio pearlfish) is the source of this 1131-nucleotide messenger RNA. Its product is annotated as pyrokinin-1 receptor-like. Lineage: Eukaryota; Metazoa; Chordata; Actinopteri; Cyprinodontiformes; Rivulidae. The record is from RefSeq and is a predicted model, not a curated record. The coding region runs from base 1 to 1131 and encodes 376 amino acids. Gene Ontology annotation, biological process: G protein-coupled receptor signaling pathway. The transcript is spliced from 6 exons. Gene Ontology annotation, molecular function: G protein-coupled receptor activity. Gene Ontology annotation, cellular component: plasma membrane.